UGCGGGGCCUGCCUGCGGCAGUACCUGCGCAUCGAGAUCACCGAGUCCCGCGUCAACAUCUGCUGCCCCGAGUGCAGCGAGCGCCUCAACCCCGCCGACAUCCGCCGCCUGCUCCGCGACUCCCCGCACCUCGUCGCCAAGUACGAGGAGUUCAUGCUGCGCCGCUGCCUCGCCGCCGACCCCGACUGCCGCUGGUGUCCGGCCCCCGACUGCGGGUACGCGGUGAUCGCCUACGGCUGUGCCAGCUGCCCCAAGCUGACCUGCGAGAGGGACGGCUGCCAGACAGAGUUCUGCUACCACUGCAAGCAGAUAUGGCACCCCAACCAAACCUGCGACAUGGCCCGGCAGCAGCGGGCACAGACCCUGCGGGUACGGACCAAGCACACCUCGGGCCUCAGCUACGGGCAGGAGUCCGGGCCGGCCGAUGACAUCAAGCCGUGCCCACGCUGCAGCGCUUACAUCAUCAAGAUGAACGAUGGCAGCUGCAACCACAUGACGUGUGCCGUGUGUGGCUGUGAGUUCUGCUGGCUCUGCAUGAAGGAGAUCUCGGAUCUGCAUUACCUCAGCCCCUCUGGCUGUACAUUCUGGGGCAAAAAGCCAUGGAGUCGUAAAAAGAAGAUUCUCUGGCAGCUGGGCACGUUGAUCGGAGCCCCUGUGGGCAUUUCCCUCAUCGCUGGCAUUGCCAUUCCUGCCAUGGUCAUUGGCAUCCCUGUGUACGUUGGGAGGAAGAUUCACAGCAGAUACGAGGGGAAGAAAACCUCCAAGCACAAGAGGAACUUGGCCAUUACUGGUGGGGUCACCUUGUCUGUCAUUGCCUCCCCAGUCAUUGCUGCUGUCAGUGUUGGAAUUGGGGUCCCCAUCAUGCUGGCCUACGUCUAUGGGGUGGUGCCCAUCUCGCUGUGCCGGGGUGGUGGCUGUGGGGUCAGCACAGCCAACGGAAAGGGAGUGAAAAUCGAGUUUGAUGAAGAUGAUGGACCCAUCACAGUGGCCGAUGCCUGGAGAGCCCUGAAGAACCCCAGCAUUGGAGAGAGCAGCAUUGAGGGGCUGACCAGCGUGCUGAGCACCAGUGGCAGCCCCACGGACGGGCUCAGUGUCAUCCAGGGCAACUACAGCGAGACCGCCAGCUUCGCUGCCCUGUCCGGGGGCACCCUGAGCGGGGGGGUCCUCUCAGGGAGCAAGGGGAAGUACAGCAGGCUGGAGGUCCAGGCAGAUGUCCAAAAGGAGAUUUUCCCCAAAGACUCGGUCAGUUUGGGGGCCAUCAGCGACAAUGCCAGCACCCGAGCCAUGGCUGGUUCCAUCAUCAGCUCCUACAACCCUCAGGACAGGGAGUGCAAUAACAUGGAGAUCCAGGUGGACAUUGAAGCCAAACCCAGUCACUACCAGCUGACCAGUGGCAGCAGCACAGAGGACUCCCUGCACGUCCACACCCAAAUGGCAGAGAACGAGGAAGAGGAGGAGGAAGAGGAAGAGGAGGAGGAGGACGGCAAGCAGGAGCAGACGUGCAAACACCAAAGCUGUGAGCAAAAGGACUGCAUUGCCAGCCAGACGUGGGACAUCACCCUGGCCCAGCCCGAGAGCAUCCGCAGCGACCUGGAGAGCUCGGACAGCCAGUCGGACGACGUGCCGGACAUUACCUCGGACGAGUGCGAGUCCCCCCACUGUCAGACUGCAGCUGGCUGCCCACAGACCCCCAGAGCAAGAGGUGCCCAGAGCCCAAGUGCCCACCUGAGCCACUGUGCCCAAGCCGAGGGCUGCCGGCUGGAUGAGAUGGUCCAGCUGGAGUGCAUCGAAGCCAGAGUGUGACCUGAGCGCACUCCCUGGCGCUGCAGCUUCUGGGCCAAACUUGUGUCCCUGUUGGCUUCUGUUUGCCAUCCUCCAGCUGGCUCCCCCAGCCUCACCUCGGGGAGUUGCUGUUUGUUACGUGACAGAAAAAAAAAACAAAGAAAAAAAAAAGAAAGGGAAAAAAAAAUUCCCCCUCCACCCUCUUUUUGUUUUAAUUUAUUGGUUCAGACUCUGUGAGGUGUGUAAGAGUGUAAAUAUGUACGUGUGUCUGUAUGUCUGCAACCAUCCUAAGGGACUCUUGGAAUAAAGACUCUGGUUGUCAUUCGACCUGAA
Messenger RNA from Cyanistes caeruleus (blue tit), 2115 nucleotides. RefSeq names its product ring finger protein 19B (gene RNF19B). The record is from RefSeq and is a predicted model, not a curated record. Gene Ontology annotation, molecular function: zinc ion binding; ubiquitin-protein transferase activity. Gene Ontology annotation, biological process: protein ubiquitination. NCBI's taxonomy places the organism in Eukaryota, Metazoa, Chordata, Aves, Passeriformes, Paridae.